Quercus lobata is the source of this 1133-nucleotide messenger RNA. RefSeq names its product NEFA-interacting nuclear protein. The transcript is spliced from 7 exons. The record is from RefSeq and is a predicted model, not a curated record. Lineage: Eukaryota; Viridiplantae; Streptophyta; Magnoliopsida; Fagales; Fagaceae. Gene Ontology annotation, cellular component: nucleus. Bases 189 to 824 code for a protein of 211 amino acids.
UCAGGAGAGCAAGGUCUUACCUAAGUACAAAAACUCUGCACACACUCUGCACUCUGUAAGGAAAAGCUCGAAAUCGUACGGCUCGAUGAGGUUCAUAAUCUAAAUCAUAAUCGCCGAAGAAUAGGGGUUUUGGAAGCGCAAAGAGAGAUAGAUUUUAGGGUUUAGCGUUGUACUGAUUCGUAGUAACAAUGGCUGAAGAACCAAGCCGUCCGAUUCGGCUUAUGAGUUUCGUCUCGGAGGAACAGUUGGAUGAAGCUAAAAAGGCAAGAGGCGAGCGUGUUGAGGAUGGCACUGCCCAAAGAGAUAGAGCUCUCUUUGAGAUUCUAAAGGAGAACAAAGACAAGAAAGAUGCAGAGUUUAAUGAACGUUUCAAGCACAGACCACCCAAAGCUUUGGAUGAUGAUGAGACUGAGUUUCUUGAAAAGGUGGAAAUGUCAAGGAGGGAAUAUGAACAACAAAUUGCAGAUGAGGAAGCUCAGCAGCUGCAGAGUUUCCAGGCAGCAGUGGCAGCACAGUCUAAUAUUGUACACGAGCUUAAGGAAAAAACCCCUGCUCCUAUAAUCCAGGAACAGAAAUCAAUUGGGAGGAAAAAUCUGCCUGCUCGUCCAUUAGGUAUGAUUAUUAAAGUCAAGCCACAAGCAAAGAAACCAAAGUUAGAAACAGGAACUUCCGAGCAGUCUUCAGAGGUAGUGAAAAUCCAUGCUGUUGAUGCAGAAAAAUCUUUGGAGACGUUGAAAAAUUCUAAUAGUAAUACUAAUAAGUCCCAAGAUGUUGGUAUAAGUGGUCUAGUUGCAUAUAGUGAUGAAAGUGAAGAAGAUGACUAGCGGUGUUACUUUAGUAUUUUAGAGGAGAAACUUAUAUUUAUCCAAUUUAUUUUCUUUUGUUAUGUUGUUCAAUUUCCUGUCUAGACACAGUAACGAUGCAUAAACGCAUUAUUUCAGGAAGGUGGUAUUUUGGGUUGACAAGUUUGGUGAGCGAUAUUUGUGUGGUAUUUCUAGGAUCCCAUGUCAGUAGAAAGAUUCAUCCAUCAGGAUAGCUAAACUAAGAGCAACUGCAUUAGUUGAUGCAAAUUUUCCUUCUAUUUUGCACAAAAAGCUACUUUUUCUAUUUUAGACACCUAUUUUUACAAAACA